Nylanderia fulva is the source of this 405-nucleotide messenger RNA. Its product is annotated as peritrophin-1-like. NCBI's taxonomy places the organism in Eukaryota, Metazoa, Arthropoda, Insecta, Hymenoptera, Formicidae. Gene Ontology annotation, cellular component: extracellular region. The record is from RefSeq and is a predicted model, not a curated record. Gene Ontology annotation, molecular function: chitin binding.
AAAAGGACCCAUUGGUCGCGGGUAUAUAAAGACACUCUAGACAAUGGAGCACCCAAUUUGAUGUAAUUCGCAUCAAAGUAAAGAAAGUGAAAUUUCUUUUGAAGAAACUAAAUAGCAAAAUGAAAGCCAUACUUUUCCUUGCACUUCUGGUGUGCUUGUUGUCUGUCUUUUACGCCCAGGCCGAAGAAGUCGAAUGUCCAAAUAGAGGGCCAAAAGAUGGAGAGGAAGCUAUUCUCAUCCCUCACCCCACAAACUGCAAACAUUACUUCGUCUGUGACUAUGGACGAGCGGUCGUGAUGGAGUGUCCUGACGGUUUGCACUUCAACCCCGUAGAACUAGUUUGCGAUUUUCCAUGGCACGCUGGAUGCACAUCUAAUUAAUCAAUCUACAUAAAUAAUGCGAUUG